This is a messenger RNA of Dracunculus medinensis (Guinea worm), 534 nucleotides long. Lineage: Eukaryota; Metazoa; Nematoda; Chromadorea; Rhabditida; Dracunculidae. The record is from the annotation of a GenBank genome assembly.
AUGGAUAAUGAAGAACUACUCAUGAAUGUUUCUGGUGAAAUUAAAUUCUCCAGUUUUAAAUUACAGAUACUGAAUCGGAAAAGUUUUUGGACCGAAAAGCAUUACUUGGCGGAUAUCCGAUUAUUGAUAUCAACUAUAGCAGUAUUUUUUUCUGCAUUCGCUUUCAUCUACGAUUAUUUAGAACCAUUUCCGAAAUCAAAACCUGUUCUCGCAACUUGUUCGAUUACAUAUUUUAUUUUAAUGGGAAUAUUGCAAUUGUAUAUGUGGUAUGUGGAGAAAGGUACAUUUUUUCAAGCUGUAGAAGAAGAUUAUCAAAAACGCCAUCCGAAAAGAUAUUGGAAAUGGUCAUCUUCUAUUAAAAAAUUUGAUGACAAAUAUACAUUAGAAGCAGAAUAUACCCAAGAAUCACUUUCUGGUCAGACAAAGGUUAUAAAAUCAAUAGGCUGCUUUAUUGAUGAAGAUGGAUAUGUUGUUAUGCCCUUGCUGGAGAAGGAAGUUGAACAUCUUAUCAACAAUGUACUAAGAAAAGAUUAG